Messenger RNA from Manduca sexta (tobacco hornworm), 835 nucleotides. It is a transcript of the gene RpL11, whose product is annotated as 60S ribosomal protein L11. NCBI's taxonomy places the organism in Eukaryota, Metazoa, Arthropoda, Insecta, Lepidoptera, Sphingidae. The coding region runs from base 224 to 808 and encodes 194 amino acids. The record is from RefSeq and is a predicted model, not a curated record. The transcript has 5 exons. Gene Ontology annotation, cellular component: ribosome; cytosolic large ribosomal subunit. Gene Ontology annotation, biological process: translation. Gene Ontology annotation, molecular function: RNA binding; structural constituent of ribosome.
CAUAACCAAUACUUGUUUAGUAAUUCUGAGGUUUAGGACGAUUUUAUGAAUAGGAGCUAUGAGCAGUUUAUAUUUUACUCUGUCUACGAAAAACCAAACCAAUAAUAGCAACACUGUAUUCAUAGAUAAUAGAUGUUUAGUCUGCGCACUAGCGACAUUUGACAGUGACAUUUGUUAUUUACAUGUCAUAGUUGUUUAUGGUUCUUUUUGAAAAGUUGUAGCCAUGGCGCGUGUACCACCGCCCGCGUUGAAGAAAGACAAGAAGGAGAAGAAGGUUCCUAAAGAUAAAUCUAAAAAUGUUAUGAGGAAUCUUCACAUUAGGAAGCUGUGCCUGAACAUCUGUGUUGGUGAAUCCGGUGACAGACUGACUCGUGCCGCUAAGGUAUUGGAACAACUCACUGGCCAGCAGCCUGUAUUCUCUAAGGCCAGAUACACUGUGCGAUCCUUUGGCAUUCGUCGUAAUGAAAAGAUCGCUGUCCAUUGCACUGUCCGUGGUGCUAAGGCUGAGGAGAUCCUUGAGAGGGGUCUUAAAGUGAGAGAAUACGAGUUGCGACGUGACAAUUUCUCUGCCACUGGCAACUUUGGUUUCGGUAUCCAGGAACACAUUGACCUGGGUAUCAAAUAUGACCCUUCCAUUGGUAUCUAUGGUCUUGACUUCUAUGUUGUGCUUGGCCGUCCAGGUUUCAACGUAGCGCACAGAAGACGUAAGACCGGAAAGGUCGGAUUCCCACACCGCCUGACGAAGGAAGAUGCCAUGAAGUGGUUCCAACAGAAAUACGAUGGUAUCAUCCUCAACAGCAAAAAGUAAAAAUAAAUAAUUAAGUCUUAUUGGGUU